Messenger RNA from Marchantia polymorpha subsp. ruderalis, 1380 nucleotides. NCBI's taxonomy places the organism in Eukaryota, Viridiplantae, Streptophyta, Marchantiopsida, Marchantiales, Marchantiaceae. The record is from the annotation of a GenBank genome assembly.
GAAGGUCCAUUUACGCAACUCUUAAUGGUGUUUCGUCUCCUUCACGCGCAAGCAUUUCCAUUUAUUCGGUUCCUCCCAUGUGGAAUCGAAUCAAGUUGGUUGGAAGUAAGGGAUUUCUGGAAGUCUGUCCAGCCAUUGCUCACACAUCCGUCGGUUCAUUGCAGCGCUAGUCCACCACUCGCAGAUUCCAUCUUCGAAGCUGUACAAGCUCGGGUGAAUCCUCAACAGUAGGAGCAAGGUACGCGGCCAGGUUUAUUCCCAAGAAUUUGGCGGAACAAACUCCGGAAUCAUCAUGAACCGGGGCGACGAAGAUGCUUCUUCCGUCGCCCUGCCCUGCCCUUUCCCAUCCAGAAAAGUUCACCGAGAAGCAAGAGCGCUGGCGAACUGGCAGUCUGGCAGUCUGGCAAUCUGGCAACACUGACAAUCUCCUUCAGCUCCAAAAGCCUUGAACAGAAGCCGUAACGGAACCAUGACCUCCAUGAGAACCCGGAACGAAAUCAGUAGAAUAUACCACCGUCGGAUGAGAGCUCUCGCACUCGCACUCGCGCUCGCCCUCGGGACAUGCAAGCAGCGUGAAAUCUUUCUUUCUCUCUUUCUGCUGAUUGCUGUCUUGAAGAUGAAGAGAGUGAAGAUUCUUGAAAAAGGGGGUGCGACCGCGACCCGGCAACAGAGUCGACGAUCUUUGCCACACCAAAAGGACGUAGACAGCAUGGACGGCACCUACGGCUCGGGAAGAAUCACCAGCGAGGACUCCAUGACUUGCUACAGAUGCAGUAGAAGGGCAGGGCAGAGCAGAGCAGGGCAGGGCAGGGCAUGACAUGCCCCUACGUAGGGCGGGGCCGGAGCCCUGACAGAGAGCUCGGAGUGCCAGUGCCCACUGCCCCAACCAUUGGACCAAAACACUACGAACACAAAAGUACGUGUGCUCUACAUUUCCCCAUACACACACUUCCAUUGAAGAUGGAAGCGGACGAGGGCAAAAAUCUCCAGCCUUUCACAGGCUCCGUGUGGAUAGGUCCGAAGGUGGGGGAGGGGGGUACUCGUAAUUAAACCUCAGGUGCUGCAGGAGUAGGAGGGCGAGAUUGCGAGAAGAUAUUUGGCGAGAAGUGAAUCCAACGCAAACAUCAGAUAACAUGACAUAUCAGAUAACGCUAGUGAUUGCACCUAAAGCAUUGCGGCAAGAUUUCUAGAGAGUCCUUUCGAGGGAGGGAACGGGAUGUGAAAUCCGAGCCCCACACAGAGCUACACUUCUUACCCUCUCCCAUAUCCCCCAUGUCCCCCCUGAAGAAGACCAACGAGGAAAUGAAAAAAUGUCAUCACCAUGGCAUGGUUUUCCCCCCAAAAGUGCAGCCUAAAGAACGACCCCCGCCCCCGCCCCCC